Epithele typhae is the source of this 3288-nucleotide messenger RNA. RefSeq lists its product as uncharacterized. The transcript has 4 exons. Gene Ontology annotation, molecular function: metal ion binding. The coding region runs from base 1 to 3288 and encodes 1095 amino acids. The record is from RefSeq and is a predicted model, not a curated record. Lineage: Eukaryota; Fungi; Basidiomycota; Agaricomycetes; Polyporales; Epitheliaceae.
AUGCCUCCUGCGGCCCACGACGACGGCGCAUCGGAGGCAUCCUCGUCCAGCUCGAAGGGCAAAGGGAAGGCGCGGCCUGCUCGGGUCCCGGAAGCAGUCCCGCUCAGCGAAGUCGAACCACUGGCCGAGUACACAUGCCCGGUGUGCUUCUCUCCGCCGACGAACGCCACGAUUACGCCAUGCGGCCAUGUGCUCUGCGGCGAGUGCCUGUUCACGGCGGUGAAGACGGCCAUCCAGCGCGGAGCGUACACACUGCCGCCGGGCGAGCGGAUGGUUGCGAGAGGCGAAGGCAGCACAGAGACCGCGGACGAGCCUCCGAAGCGCCCUCGGGUGCCGAGAGAGUUGGACGAGCUCGAGGUCGAGAUGGACGGCCUGAAUCCAUUCUCGGAGCACGAAGGUGGCCUACCUCUCCCAUACUACCACUCCGACAUCAUAGACGACAUUCCACAAGUUGAACCCCGCACCCCGUCUCCCGAUGUGCCCACACCCUUCGAGAGUAGACCCCCCUCCCCCAUUCCUGACCCAGCUGCUUUACCUCCCAAUGAUGACCACAAUGAAGAGUCUCCUGAUUCUCUCGGACUACCCGCUACUGCGGCAUGGCACGACUUGCAAGUUGCCCUCGAUUUCGUCAAAGCGAUCGAGAAUGCGACUCUGGAGAACGACGGCCUGGACCCAGAGACACUCCAUAGACUCAGGAAUCCCCUCACAACCCCGCUCCGAGACGACCCGUCAUUCGAAGAUCCUCUGUUUGAAUUCGCUCUACGAGUGUUCCUCGACACCCAUACCUCCGCAGAUAGUGUCUACACGAGCGUUAUCAGGAACUACGAGCUCACCCAUCCUGGCACCAAGCUUCUCACCCACUGGCAGAUGAAGAAAAAGGUCACUGAGCUCACUGGUAUCGUCCCCCUCACACGCGACAUGUGUGUGAACUCGUGCGUGGGCUUUACGGGGCCGUUCUCUGAACUCGAUUCCUGUCCCCUCCCUACAUGCAAUGAACCUCGCUACGACCAGAGUGUUCUUUGCUCAUCCCGGGGGAAGAAGAAGAAACCACGACGCACCUUCGACACCAUUCCAGUCGGUCCACAACUCGCCGUUCAGCUUCGGGAUGAAACAAACGCGGAAAGGAUGCGUUUUCGAGAGAAGACCACCACUAUCAUCCUCGACCAGCUGAAGAAGGACCGUCAUAUCACGAUCUUCGAUGACUAUCUCAAAGGCAAGGACUACCUGUUUCGAGCGUAUUCGGGAACAAUCAAGCCUGGUGACACCGUCCUCAUGUUCUCGAUAGACGGUGCACAGCUCUACCGCAACAAGCAGUCUGACUGUUGGAUGUACAUCUGGGUCAUCCUCAAUCUCGGUCCCGAUCACCGAUACAAGAUCCGGUAUAUCCUCCCAGGUGGCUUCAUUCCUGGACCGAACAAGCCGAAGAACGUCGACUCCUUCCUUUUCCCUGGGUUCCACCACUUUGCUGCUCUAGCCAAGGAAGGUCUCCACGUGUGGGAUGCUUCGCAGGAUACCACUUUUAUCAGUGACCUCUUCCUUGCCCUCGUCACUGCAGACGGCCCAGGCAUGACCUAUCUCAACGGGUUUGUCGGCCACCAAGGUGCACAUGGUUGCCGGCUGUACUGUCCUCUUCGUGGUCGUCACAAGAAGGGCGGAACCACAUACUAUCCAGCACUUCUCAAACCGGACAACUAUGCUGUAGCCGGAUGUGAUCAUGAAGACUACGUACUCCUCUCGCAGGCAUCAAACAUCGAGUCUGCCUCUGAACGUUAUCGGAAGAACCUCCGUGAACUUUUGACAGCUCAAAACAAGACUCAGUAUGAGAAGCUUCGCCUGAAGACCGGGAUCGCAAAGCCAAGUAUCCUGCUGGGAUUGCCCGAGAAGUCGUACUUGGGUAUUCCUGCAUGUUUCCCUGCAGACCAGAUGCAUCUCGUUUCUCUCAACAUCACCGACCUCCUCAUCUCCCUCUUCCGUGGUACCCUGCAGUGCGAGAAGACAGACAACAGGGCAGACUGGGAUUGGGCCGUUUUUAGCGAUGACAAGGUGUGGAAAGCACAUGGGGCUCACGUCGAAGCUUGCACUCGCUACCUUCCUGGUUCGUUCGAUCGGCCGCCUCGCAACCCAGCUCUCAAAAUCAAGAGUGGUUACAAAGCAUGGGAAUUUCUCAUAUAUGUCUUCGGCCUCGGUCCAGCUCUCCUCUAUGCCACCCCUCUUCCCAUCAAAUACUUCCGAAACUUCUGCCGACUUGUUUACGCUAUCCGGAUCACACUAGCAUAUGAGAUUCACCGAGACGCCCUCAAAGACGCCAACGACCAUCUCUUCGCAUUCACAACCGAGUUUGAAGAGCUCUAUUACCAGCGCAGAGAAGAUCGCUUGCACUUCAUUCGACAAAGCAUUCAUGCACUCUCCCACAUCUGCGAAGAGUGUGAGCGCCUCGGGCCGCAGGCGUAUUACACCCAGUGGGUCAUGGAGCGUGUUAUAGGUUCCUUCGUACAAGAGCUCCGCAAUCACGUCGAUCCAUAUGCAAACCUCGCCCAUCGAGGUCUGCGACGCGCUCAAAAGAUCGCCCUCACAGCAAUGCUCCCGGAGCUUGAGCACAGCAAGUAUGCCACAGGAGACCUUCCCGAGGGAGCGAAGCAGGUCGGCUCCGGCUAUGUGCUUCUCCGUGCUGUGGAAGCUGCCACUCCUGUUACACCUGCAGAAUCCGAGGCCCUUCGAGCGUACUGGGAGCAACACACUACACAUGAGAUACCCCAAGACUACACCUUCAGUGUUGCCCGUUGGGCUCGGUUGCUCCUUCCGAGCGGACAGGUGGCUCGAUCACUCUGGAAAGAGUCAAUGAAGAAUGAGUCCAAAUUGCGUAUCUCACGGAAUGUGAAGAUCCAGCACAACGAAGUUGUCUCAUAUGGCGAGAUCCGCUACUUCUUCGAGUUCAAGCUCCCAGGUGGAACGGAGCCUCACACAGUCGCGAUGGUCUCCAUGUGGGGAACCCCAGAGCCGAAGAUCCUCGAGUUGUCCUAUGGGGCCAUUCAGUCAUGUCUUCCAGGUGGUGACGACGCACUCACCGUCCUCCCGGUUCAUCACAUCAAGUCUGUUGUGGCGAUGGUUCCCCACCCGCAACCAAUCGAGCACCGAGACGAACAGAUUGACCUCACCGGUCGCUUUUUUGUCGUUGAGAAGCCUGGUCUCGGAGUCGCACAUCUUGGCGGCGUGGUUGAGGGGCUCGGAGAGGGAGAGGGUGCUGCUGCCGGUUCAGGUGGAGGUGAUGGCGAAGGCGGACUGAGUUAA